AUAAAAAUUAGAAGCCAUUUUAGAGAGAGAAAGUUUGGGGCAAGCAACGAGCACGAAGGGGACGAGCCUGAAGCACCAUUUUCUACAUCAAAAUCACACGCAGUGACCUAUACAUACAACGUAUUUGUAUGUAUCUGUUUUGUCUCUGAAGCCAUGUUUUGAGGGGAAUGCUCUGUUAAUUUCACGUAUCCUAGGGCAAAAUAUACCUCCUACGUUGAGUUGAGGUACCUUGUGCAUCAGGGGCAAAACCCUAGGAGCAGAGAGAGAAUUCGGAGGGGCAUCCCCUUGUCAAGCCCUAAAUUGCAAUUGGUUCGUGGUUAAUCGCAAUUGAGGUAAUGGCGCAUGUAAGCUACUCCAAAGAUUGGCAUUUGGUUGGAUGAGUUGGUUAUGGUUUGCAUGUUCAAUGAGUUAAGUUCUACUGUUUGAAUUUGCCGAAAUCAAUUGGAAAUAUGGACAUGAGAAGGUGGAUAGAAAGGUUUAUGAGGCUACAUUCACGACUUCUUGCAUGAUGUUUCCGGGAGUUUGCUUCUAGUGUUGAUGGAGAGAUCUAGCUGUAGCUGUUGAACUGGGGAAUGCAUGGAUGCAGUUCACUAUCUGUUCUCUUAGUCAAUGCCGAAUUGGAUUCUAUGGGAGGAGUUGUUGAAGGUGGAGUUGGUAUAGCUAACAAAACUUCUCCCCGAAGAGCAGCAAUUGAGAAGGUUCAAGCGGAGCUCAGGCAAGAGUAUGAUGUUCGGGAGAAAAGGAAAAAAGAGUUGGAGUUUCUCGAGAAAGGUGGAGAUCCCUUAGAUUUUAAGCAUGGGAAUGCUGCUUCAGUUAGUGUCCAGUCAACCUCAUUUACUGAUCAGCAUCCUGAGCAAUUACUGACCAGUGAAGCAAGAGGUAGUUUUGCAUUUACUACAUCACCUCAUGGAGACUCUGUGGAAAGUAGUGGUAGACUUGGUGCAAAUCUUAGUGAACCCAAUAGUGCUGAUAAUCUCAUGUUAUUUGAUGCUGAACAUGAGUGUUCUGAAGGCGAUAGGAAUUCAUUACAUCCCGGUAGGAGUACGAUUGUGCCAACUGAAAAGUUAUCCCAGAUGGAUGGGAGUCAAAGAACUCGGCAACAUGGGGAUUCACCUGCUUUUGGCCUACCUAGAAAAGCAUAUAAGAGAAGGAACAGGUCACGACCAAAUCGUGAUGGAACUAGGUCAAGUUCGACUGAUGUAAAUUCAACUCGUGCCAGUCAUGGCUCUUCUAUUCCUACUCGCCAAGGCUCUAGGGAGGUUAAAGGAUUCAUAUCUGAUGCAGAAAAUCAAAAUAUAUCAUCAAAUUGUAAAACAAAGCCCACAAGUCCUGUAGAUGGUGGAGUUCACAAGACUGGAUUCCCAGAUAGUCAGCAGGAUAUGGAGUUAGAUGGUGGAAAGGCUGUAGAAUCAUCUAAAAACAUGGUUGAAGGUGUUCCAACAGUUGCUGUAUCAGAUGCCAUUGCUUCUGAGACCCCACUGGAUGAUCAACAUAACCAGUAUUCAAACUCAGGUGCUGUGAAAGCAUCUGUUCAAAUGGAUUCUAACAGAUCUGAGUCCAUCCAGGCAAUGGAAGAGAUGAAUUCUGCAGUUAUCGAGUGUCAGCCAAGUACGACUGCCAUUAAAAUUGAAAAUCAGUCUAGUUCCUGUCAUAUGAAUGGUUUCAGCAGCAAAAGGGAGGAUGGGAUGAAAAGUGAUGCUCAUAUCAACAGUGUCUCACAUGGCAUAAAGGGCUUGGAUUCUGAGUCAUCUUGCACCCAAACCAGCCUAAGAAUUGGUGGAAAUAAUGAAACUGACAUUUUUAACAAAAUGGGGGAUGCUAAUUCAAAUGGGAAGAUUAAAGAUCAAACCUUAAUACCUGAUGGGACCCUCGUUGUACAGGGCGCUGAAUUUGUAAAGGAAAAGAAAGAGACUGAGGCUGUUGGUAGUUCUACUCAUGUCAAUGUGGAGAGCACAUGUCAAAGCCAGCAAGAGAAUGGCUGUAAACUCCAACCUGAGGAAGCAUUAACUCAAAGUGCAUCUGCUUUGAUAAAUGAGGCGAAGGAUCAUGUUGUCACUGAAGAAAAGGAAGCUUAUGGACACACUGGAUCAGAAUCAGGGAUAAAACCUUCUGACACUCUUGGCGACAAUGCUGGCCGUUAUAAUGAAAAUUCUUGCACUGUUAGGCUUCAGGAUUCUACUAAUAUCUCAAUUUCUGAUCUCCCUAAGGAUGGAAUGUUGACUCGGCUUCCUAGCGUUUCCCUUGAGGCUCAAACUUCUUGUGGGUCUGACUCGAAAUUAGCAAGAAAAAUUGAUGAAGACUCAAUCUUGAAAGAAGCGCAAAUCAUUGAGGCAAAACACAAGAGGAUCUCGGAGUUAUCUGUUGCAACUUCUCCAAAGCAAAUUCGCCUAAAAUCUCAUUGGGAUUAUGUGCUUGAAGAAAUGGCAUGGUUGGCAAAUGAUUUUGCACAGGAGCGUGUUUGGAAAAUAGCUGCUGCAGCUCAAAUAAGUUCUCGAGCUGCUUUUACCUGCCGGUUGAGAAAACAAGAAAAGAGUUCUGGCAUGGAGGCAAAGAAAGUUGCUCAUAUAUUGGCAAAGUCUGUUAUGGAGUUCUGGCGUUCAGUAGAGGAGACAAGCAAAGUACUGGAGCAGCAAAGUCAAAGUGAUGAAGCAGUAGCUGUUAAGGCUUAUGCAGUGAGAUUUCUGAAACAUAACAACUCUAAUAAUGUUCACAACCAAGCAGAGGUGCCGUUAACACCAGAUAGAGUAUCUGACAUGGGAAUCAUUGACCUCUCAUGGGAGGAUAAUCUGACGGAAGAGAACCUCUUCUACACAGUCCCACCUGGGGCCAUGGAGAUGUAUAAAAGUUCAAUUGAGUUUUCUGCGUCCCAGUGUGAGAGAAUUGGAAGUAGCAUGCAAGAGGAAGUGGAAACAUCUGCAUGUGAUGCCACUGCAGACUUUGGAUCUCAAGAUAAUGCAUAUGAUGAGGAUGAGGAAACAAAUACAUACGACAUGCCAAUGGCCUUUGAAGCUAACAAGUCUUCUAGAUUGGGUCAAAAGAAGCGGAAACACUUGACACAUGCAUAUGGUGUGAGAUCAUACGAAGCAAGCUCUGGUAUAUUGCCGAUGCAGUGUGCUGAAAAUAAAGCCAUGGCAGAACAAUCUGCUUUACUUGCAAAACGUCCAGGUAGCAGUCUUAAUGUGUCAAUCCCAACAAAACGGGUCCGAACUGCUUCCAGGAGAGUUAUCAGCCCUUUUAGUGCAGGGGCAUCUGGGUACAUUCAGGUACCAAAUAAGACAGAUGCUUCAAGUGGUGAUACCAAUUCAUUUCAGGAUGAUCAGAGUACUCUGCAUGGUGGAUCUCAUGUUCCAAAUAGUUUAGAAGUUGAAUCAGUUGGAGACUUUGAAAAGCAAUUGCCCUUUGAAUCUGGAGAAGUAUCAGUAAAGCAUAAGAAGAAGAAGAAAGCAAAACAUCUGAAUGUUGCAUAUGAACCAAGAUGGCAGGUUGAUUCCACCUUUCAAAAUGAGCAGUUUCAGAGGGAUCACUUGAAGAAGAGUCAUCAACUUGAAUCCAAUGGCAGUAGUGGUUUAUUGGGUCAACCCAUGAUAAAGAAGCCGAAGACUAUGCGGCAAUCACAGGAUAACUCUUUUGAGAAUGUUGCACCAAUUGGUGGGUCUGUUCCUUCGCCUGUUGCAUCCCAAAUGAGUAACAUGUCCAAUCCAAAUAAAUUUAUUAAAAUACUUGCUGGGCGGGAUCGGGGUAGGAAACCAAAAGUUUUGAAGAUGCCUGCUGGGCAACCGAGUUCAGGAAGUCCAUGGACACUCUUUGAGGACCAGGCACUUGUUGUCCUGGUACAUGACAUGGGCCCAAACUGGGAGCUCAUAAGUGAUGCUAUUAACAGUACUCUGCAGUUCAAGUGCAUAUUCCGGAAAGCUAAGGAAUGCAAGGAGCGUCACAACUUUUUGAUGGAUAGAACUUCUGGUGAUGGAGCGGAUAGUGCUGAAGAUUCUGGGUCUUCUCAACCUUAUCCUUCUACAUUACCUGGCAUUCCCAAGGGAAGUGCCAGACAGUUGUUUCAACGUUUGCAGGGGCCAAUGGAAGAAGAUACGCUGAAAUCUCACUUUGAGAAGAUCAUCAUUAUUGGGCAGAAGCAACAUUAUCGUAAAACUCAGAAUGAUAACCAGGACCCAAAACCACUCCAGCAACCUCACAGCUCUCAUACAACUGCUUUUUCCCAAAUUUGUCCCAAUAACCUGAAUGGAGGGCCCAUUUUAACUCCUCUGGAUCUCUGUGAUGCCUCCAUUCCAGGCCCUGAUUUACUUUCCCUUGGAUAUCAAGGGACACAUUCUGGUGGAUUAGCCAUACCAAAUCAGAGUACUAUGACUCCAAUGUAUCCCGCUUCUGGGGCCUGCUCCGCAUUGCAAGGAUCCCCGAAUAUGAUGCUUGGCAAUAGCUUUUCGUCAUCACCAGGCUCUCUGAGUUCCUCUGUCAGGGAUGGUAGAUAUGGAGUUCCUAGAUCUUCAUCAUUAUCAGCUGAUGAGCAUCAGAGGAUGCAACAGUAUAAUCAAAUGAUAUCCAGUAGAAGUAUGACACAACCCAAUAUCUCUAAUGGAGCUCUUCCAGGAGCUGAGCGGGGUGUUCGUGUUCUAACUGGUGCUAGUGGCAUGGGUUUAGCAUCUGCUGUUAAUAGAAGCAUGCCAAUGGCUAGACCUGGAUACCAAGGAAUUGCUCCAUCAUCUAGUGUAGUUUCCCCUGGCAUGUCAUCAGCAAAUAUGCACUCUGGAAUGGGCUCUGGUCAAGGAAGCUCGGUAUCGAGGCCUCGUGAAACUAUGCACAUGAUACGGCCUGGCCUGGCUCAGGAUUCACAGAGGCAAAUGUUGGUGCCUGACCUUCAGAUGCAGGUCUCACCGCGGAACAGCCAAGGAAUAUCCCCCUUUGGUGGGUUGAGUUCCCCUUUCCCUAACCAGACGGCUUCUCCACCAGUGUCAUCAUACCCUCUCCAUCAUCAGCAGUCCCAUCCAAUAUCUCCGCAGCAGCCUCAAGUUCUUAGUCCUCAUCACCCACAUUUUCAAGGCCCAGGAAAUCAUGCCUCAAACCCCCAGCAGCAAGCCUAUGCAAUUCGGAUGGCUAAAGAGAGGCAGCAACAUCGUUAUCUGCAGCAGCAGUCACAACAACAGCUACAGCAACCCCAAUUUGCUGCAUCUAGUUUGUUGACGUCUCAUGUACAGUCGCAGUCUCAACUUCCUUUAUCCUCUCCUGUGCAAAAUAGUUCCCAAGUUCAACCACAAACAGGUUCUCCAGCAGUAUCAAUUUCUUCAUUGACUUCGGCCUCUUCAAUGAACUCAUCAAUGCCUCAGCAUCAGCAGAAGCAUCAAUCAUCAACUCAGGGAGUUGUGCGGCAUGCACAAUCCAGUGGCAGUGGGCUAACCAAUCAAAGUGGCAAGCAACGACAAAGGCAGCAACAACAACAGUUUCCGCAAGCUAACAGGCAACAUCCUCAGCAGCGGCAGCAGCCACAAGUUCAACAGCCAGCUAAGGUUGUGAAGGGAGUUGGAAGAGGGAACAUGAUGAUGCAUCAGAACAUGCCAGUUGAUCCAUCCCUAGUAAAUGGGGUCACUACAAAUCCGGUGAAUCCAUGUUUGGAGAAAGGAGAAGCAACGGCACAUUUAAUGCAGAGUCAAGGCGUUUAUACUAGUUCGGCACUAAAUGCUGUUCAACCAACAAGGCAAUACGUGUCUUCACAAUCAUCUAACCAGUCCCUGCCUCAGCAAAAAAUAUAUUCUGGCCCAACUGCUUCAUCAACCAAGCCGAUACAUCAAAUGAAUGCUCAUUCUGAUAGUAGCAGUCAAGGUCACGUUCCUGCUGUCGCUUCUGGUUUGUCUGCUGCCCAUCAAUCUGUUCCAUCUUUGGCUAUGUCUGGUUCAAACCACCAGCAGGCACCUACCCAGCAAAAGUUAGUGAACCAAAGUCAGUCAGCUCUUCAAAGAGUGGUUCAACCGAAUCGUCAGAUAAAUUCUGACCCAACAAACAAACCACAAGUCAGAGACUCAGAUACUGAUCAGCACCCAACAAGCAGCUCUUCUGAGAUGGACACAGUGACAGCAGUACCUCAGGGCACUAACAAUGCAACUAAUGUGGCACAGGUGGGUCAAGGGCUUGGCCAGAGACCAUCAGCCAACUUAACCUCCAUUAGGCAUGAUGUUAGUGCACAAUGGCAGCAGCCGCCAUCACAACUACAACAGCCUAAUUCACCAGUGCCCCAUCCUCAGCAGAACCAGCAGCCACUGCCGCCAGUACAUUCUCAGCAGCAGGCGCAGCUUCUGCAAGCAGGGAAUGGCAAUUUGUAUAGUAGGCCCGGUGACCACAGAUUGGAAUGAAGCCCUUAUAACAGAUUGUGCGGCAGUGAUGGGUCCAGCCCAUGCCUGGUCAGCAUGCUCUUGAGACAUUAGUGUACAGAAGUUCAUGUUCUGUAAGUGCACAGAAAAGUCAGCAAAAUAUAAGAGUUCUCUACAAAUUGUGAAGAGACACCGGCUGUGCACAUUUUGGGGAUAUUGUAUAUUAGAAUUGCUCUAGUGCUCGGGGAAGAUGGAGACGGUAGAGGUAGGUGUACAGAAUCUCAUCUCCCCUUUUGUUAACUUUUCUUUAUAUGCCCCUUAUUGUUUUCCUGCUCAGCUGAGGGGCCAUAUUUGUUUUCCCCUGCAUAGAAGUCAUGUAUUUUUGCCCGUAUGUUAAAGGGAUAGUUCCCAUUGUUAUGGCCGAAGGCUGUGGAAUUUUUGUGAAUAUUAGUCUUCUUGUGUAUACUCUAGUCAAUAUUCAUGAAAAAUAGUGAUCAUCCACGCUUCCCGAGCCUCUAUAAUUUGUGCCAUACUAUUGUUGUAUGUUGUCAAAAGUUUAAAUGAUGAAAAAUCCAAAAGUUCUGCCUCGCUUUCUGAUGAGUCUUUGGGAUAAAACUACUACUACAUGCUCCAUUUAGAGGUUGAUUUUGUUCGUUGCUAUGGUUCACAUGAGCUAGUUGAAAAUGAGGGAGGUCUUGAUGUAUAAUGUUCUGCGGUGUUUUUGAAGUACGUAAACGGAUGAUAUGCAGAAGAUUUACGUAGUGGUAUUAUAAUUUUGAGAUAAACAUGAGAUAAAAUUCAAAGUGUUUAUGAGAAUGUAAGAUGGAAUUGGUAAUAGUUAUAAUUGAUGGGUUAGGGAAAAGAAAGGCGGGAAAUUUUGUUGUCUCCAUUUUCUAGGAGGAUGAGUUAUACACUUCUUCAUUUAUCAAAAAAGGAAAAAGCAGUGUACAGGGAGGGAUUGCUUGUGAUAUCAUCUCAUCUUAGUUGAAUGAGAAAAAAUCAGAUGAGAUGGAUUAGUUGAGGUGAGAUGGGAUUUCUUUUUGAGUAUGUGAUUGAAUAUGACAUACAAGUAAAUGAUGAUAGUUGACGUGUUAUUAGAAGUGUUAGGUUAGAAAGAAAUUAUAAUGAUUCCAAUUGAUAUGAUGGUUUUUUUGAGGAUACUGA
This is a messenger RNA of Sesamum indicum (sesame), 7478 nucleotides long. Lineage: Eukaryota; Viridiplantae; Streptophyta; Magnoliopsida; Lamiales; Pedaliaceae. The record is from RefSeq and is a predicted model, not a curated record.